This is a messenger RNA of Cavenderia fasciculata, 861 nucleotides long. RefSeq lists its product as uncharacterized. NCBI's taxonomy places the organism in Eukaryota, Evosea, Eumycetozoa, Acytosteliales, Cavenderiaceae. Bases 1 to 861 code for a protein of 286 amino acids. The record is from RefSeq and is a predicted model, not a curated record. The transcript has 2 exons.
AUGUUCACUGAUAAUACAACAUUUACACCAAAUAAUACAUCACCAUCAUCAACUAUUAAAGUUGAUGGCAUGGAAUUUGGAUUCCAAAUCAUUGCUAUUCAAGAAAUUGGAUUAAAUGAUGAGGUUGUCAAAGAACUAUUGACAAAUAGUUGGUCAUCAAAUGUUAGUACUGUCAAUUCAUUGACCAAUGCCAUCUAUCAAUUAAAGAUUGAUAAUUCAAGUGUUCUUGCAUCGACCACUGUAACAGCCUACAUUUCAUUCUCUACACUUGCAAGAACUGUAUUGUUUGGAAAUCAAGAGCUUAUUGUCAAUCCAAACUCUAUCAAACUAUCCGUCUCCAUCUCUAAUUGGCAAUACUCAUCAAACAUUGGUACAAUCAGAUUAUUAUUGAAAACAGAUAUCAACAAUCAACAAUUGGUACAACAAGAUUGUAAACAAACUGAAAUCGAGUCAUUCUCAUUUGAUGAUUUAGGUGAUAUUCAAUACCUAAGAGUUAUCAAAGACAAUAUCCAAUUUAAUGGAAGAUUCCUUGAUUUUGCCAUUGCCGAUGGUAGAUCAACCUAUUCUCAAACUCUUUUAAUCAAUCAAACUAAAUUGGAUUCUGACCUGUCAACUGUCAUUAUUGGUAUUACAUUGCCUCAAUGUCAAGCAUGUGAGAUUGAUCCAGACUUUACACCAUUGUUGGUAGGUGAUAGUGUUGGUUGUGACAGUCAAACCCCUAUCAAAUGGAAAAUGAUUGUUGGUAUUGUUGUUGGUGUUGUCGGAGGUGCAUGUGCCUCUAUCUUUAUCUUCCAAGGUAUUAAAAAGUAUAAAAGAUAUAGAAUUUUAAAAGCAAAAUCAAUUGCCAUGACUAGAAUCUAG